This is a messenger RNA of Paramormyrops kingsleyae, 2578 nucleotides long. It is a transcript of the gene rnf8, whose product is annotated as ring finger protein 8, E3 ubiquitin protein ligase. NCBI's taxonomy places the organism in Eukaryota, Metazoa, Chordata, Actinopteri, Osteoglossiformes, Mormyridae. Gene Ontology annotation, molecular function: ubiquitin protein ligase activity; histone binding. Gene Ontology annotation, cellular component: cytosol; nucleus; site of double-strand break. Gene Ontology annotation, biological process: ubiquitin-dependent protein catabolic process; double-strand break repair; protein K48-linked ubiquitination. The record is from RefSeq and is a predicted model, not a curated record.
GUGGUGACGCUUUUCCUUUGCGUCAUUUCCGUUGUGUCGCUGUAACGGACUAGAAGUAGAAAAUGGAUGUCGCUGAGUUUGGUCUUUUUCUGCCAGUGUUUUGAACAUGAUGUGGACGUAAUGGAGCAGGAAGGUGUAUCGAAGCCCCCAGCUGCCGAGAGCAGUAGCUCCACAGACAAAGAAAUAUGGUGUUUGAAGCGAGUCGGAAAGAAUGCCGAGUGGCUCCGGCUGCCGGAAGAUACAGAGGUUACACUUGGACGUGGUCUGAAUGUCACCUACCAGAUAUAUUCCUCGACAUGUCCUUUAAUGAUAUCCAGGAAGCACUGUCUGUUUAAGCAGAACGAUGAUGGCCAGUGGACAGUGACUGAUAAAACGAGCCUCAAUGGUGUGUGGGUGAAUGAGGAACGGAUCCCAGCUGAGAAGGCAGUGAUCCUCAGUGUUGGGGACUCAAUCAAGCUGGGCGUUCCUGUCGACGGCAUGCGGGUGGAGUUUGAGUACGUGCUGGUGCGGGACUUCUUGCGGACUCUUGAUCCCUUCUUGUCGUCCUUAUUGGCCAAGGAGCACAGUGCGGGCUCCAAAUCUAGGAAGGCUAAACGAAAGUUUGCUGUGGAGGAGACCUCUGCUCCCGCUGAGUCACAAUCCAAGCUUUAUCGGUGCUCCACCUCAGAUAAACUCCUGGGCAGGCCGUGCCCCAUUGGGAGUGCCCUGCCAGCAAGUCCCAGGUCCCUGGAGGCCGCAGGGCCCAGCCAGGUGUCCCCCAGUACCGGGAUGUCGCGUGUACUCUCUGAUGGCAGCUCGGGGAUAGCCUGUGUACAGCAGCACAACCAGAACAUGCAGAUGAUGAGGAACCAACUGCUGGAGCUGGAGCGACAGGUGGCCGGCCUGCAGGCAGAGAGCCCCGGCCAGCAGGAGGAGAUGAGCAAGCUGCUGCAGCAACAAAGUGCACUGCACUUGCAACUGAAAAGCCUGCAGGAGGCACAGGUGCAUAGGGUGAAUAUGCUGGAGAAGUCCUUCUAUGAGGAGGAGAAGCGCUUGGAGAUGGAGAAAAAACAACAACGGGAGAGUCUGAAGAAGCAAUUGGAGAACACGCUGCUUGAGCACAGGAAGCUCAUUGAGGAGCUGAAGCUUUCUCGUCAGGGCUUUGAAGAGAUCCUUCAGGCUAAAGAUAAGGAGCUUGAGGAGAAGGAAAAAGCCUGGGCUCAGAAACAAGAAGUGGUAUCUCAGAUGACGGAGGUUCUGGAAAGCGAGCUUCAGUGUAUCAUCUGCUCUGAGCUUUUUAUUGAGGCUGUAACGCUGAACUGCGCCCAUAGCUUCUGCCUCCACUGCAUCGGACAGUGGCGAAAGCGCCGGAACGAGUGUCCCAUCUGCCGACAGGCCAUUGCGUCGCAGUCCCGCUCCCUGGUGCUGGACAACUGCAUUGACCGCGUGGUGGAGAAGCUGGGCACCGAAGUGAGGCAGCACCGGCAGGCCCUCCUCAGGCAGCGGGAAGCCCUGGAUGUAGCAGCACCCAUUACCCCUGAGACCAGCCCCAGCAGCAGCUUCCUAAUAGUCAGCAGCAGUGACAUCUCAUCCUCAGAGAGCAACAGCAUCAUCAUGUCCCCAGACUCCUCUCUGGACGAUGACAGCAUUGUGUCCCUGAACGCCUCUCCAGAGAGCAGCCGAGUGUCCCCGAUCCCCUCUUCAGAGAGCAGUCGAGUGUCCCCGAUCCCUUCUCCAGAGAGCAGCCGAGUGUCCCCGAUCCCCUCUUCAGAGAGCAGCCGAGUGUCCCCGAUCCCCUCUUCAGAGAGCAGCCGAGUGUCCCCGAUCCCCUCUUCAGAGAGCAGCCGAGUGUCCCCGAUCCUCUCUGUGGAUGAUGACAGCCUUGUAUCAUUGGUCCCCUCGUCAGAAAGUAGCCAUGAGUCCCCGGUGCCCUCGUCAGGCAGCAGCCAGGGGUCUCCCGUUCUGUCUUUGGAGAGCAGUCUCGUGUCCCCUGUGACCUCCCCAGGAAGCUCCAGCUGGAGCGACGUCUCUCUUGCCUUCAGUGACAUCAUGUAGGGUACCAUCUGCGUUAGACUGUUAUUCUUUUGAUAUUUUUUUCCUUCUUUUGAGUGCUGGGGGGGUGGGGGGUUAAGUGUAUUGCAAAUUUAGCCAAAAUUUUACUUUAUUCUGUGCUGUCAUGCAAUUUACAUUGAUCACCUUCCCUCUCGAAGCACUAAAAAUGUUACCUCAGGCACUGUUUGUGCUGCAUUGCAGUUGUAUUGCUCUUAUGUAAAAUAUAGGUACACAAUUUGGGUAAAAUUAGUCAAUUUCAUAAAACCUUAAUGUCAAAGCUGUGUUUGUGUGAUUAUUGUUGGAAGUUUCACUGGAAACUGAGUGUAGGAAGCCGAAAGCAAUCUUUUAAGAAUAUUUUCAUGACGUUGGACAGUUAGUGCCUUUACGUGACACAAGGUGGUGCUAUUGUGUCAGUGUUAAGGAGUAAGAUUCACAACACUAGAUCAUUUUAACAUUUAUCUGUGAAACUUUGAGGUAUUGAAAGUAUUCAAGUACUAGUGAAAGAAUUUGAAGUAUUCAAAUAUGCAAUAAAUAUUUUUAUACUGAA